AUGAUGACUCGUCUUCAUGGCUUCAUCAAACUCACAAUCACCAAUUCUUUCAGAACCCCUCUUUCAUCUUCCCAAUUAGGUUUACAGUUCAGUCCUCACACCACAAUUUUGGCUUCUCUUCACCACAAUUCCUUCUCAAACGGGGAUCGUUCGUAUCAAAAAGUUACCAACUUGGAUCAUGCCCUCUACCUGUUCGAUGAAAUGACACAGAGACAACCCUUGCCAUCUGUUAUUAAGUUUAAUCUACUGUUGAAUGCUCUUACCAAAAUGAAACAUUUUUCUUCUUGUCUCCACCUUUUCAAACAAAUGUCUCUCAUUGGAGUUCUUGUUGAUGCAUAUUCUAUCAAUAUUGCCAUCAAGUGUUGUUGUAGCUUGUUUCGCACCAAGGACGGUUUUGCGCUUCUGGGCUGUUGCUUCAGGCGAGCUGUUGUACCUGACGUCUGCACGUUUAAUACACUCUUAGAUGGACUGGUGCUAGAAGAUAGGAUUCUUGAGGCUGAGAUAUUGUUCAAGAAGCUCAUUAAACAGAAACUGUGUGAACCUGAUGUAGUUACGUAUAACACAAUGAUUAAAGGGCUUUGCAAGUUUGGCUAUAAUGAUAUCGCCACUGGUUUGCUUAGGCUAAUGGAUGAAAGAGGCUGUAAGCCUGAUGUUGUUGCAUAUAAUACCAUCGUUGAUAGUCUUUGCAAGGACAAAAUGAUAGAUGAUGCUUUCAACCUUUUCAAAGAAAUGGUCUUGAUAGGUUUAAGGUGCAUUUCGGGACCUAAACGAGGAUUUGGAAUGGAGCUAGGAGGACCCGGGUGGAAGAAACGAGAAAACGGGGAAGAUUGGGAGGACACUGCGUUGGCGAUAGGCUAA
Molecule: messenger RNA, 858 nt
Organism: Helianthus annuus (common sunflower)
Lineage: Eukaryota; Viridiplantae; Streptophyta; Magnoliopsida; Asterales; Asteraceae
Product: putative pentatricopeptide repeat-containing protein At1g12700, mitochondrial
Exons: 2
Coding region: 1-858 (285 amino acids)
Molecular function (GO): protein binding
Source: RefSeq, a predicted model, not a curated record